Eublepharis macularius is the source of this 963-nucleotide messenger RNA. RefSeq names its product COMM domain containing 5 (gene COMMD5). The record is from RefSeq and is a predicted model, not a curated record. Bases 59 to 745 code for a protein of 228 amino acids. NCBI's taxonomy places the organism in Eukaryota, Metazoa, Chordata, Lepidosauria, Squamata, Eublepharidae. Gene Ontology annotation, cellular component: nucleus. The transcript is spliced from 7 exons.
UUGCGCUCGGCUGGGCUGGGCUGCUGGGCUGGGGGUUCGCUCUCGCCUAGUGCGAGCCAUGGCUGCUGCAGGCAAGGCCGUGUCCCCUCCCUACCCGCACGCUGGGCUCGUCGGAGAGAGCAGCUUGAGCAGAGUCAGCUUUCUGGGGGCUCGCCUGCCCCCGGAGGUGGAAGCGAUGGCCAAGAGCGUUCGGGAUCUGGGCAAGGAAACCUUCCGGAAACUGCUGAAAGUCACAGUCAACGCAUUAGAAGGAAGAGAUUGCAGAGAAUCUGUGAAGAUGAUUGCCGAGAGCAGCAGUCUCUCAGACGAGCAGCUGGCCGUCCUCAUCUCGGGCAUGUAUACUCUUCUCAGAGGGGCCUUGAGACUUCCGCCUUCCUCUUUGAAAGAAGAUGUUUUUAAAGAAGAUCUGAAGGAGCUUAGGAUCCCAGAAGAAUUUAUUGUGGACUUCGCCACCGUAGCCUUUGGAAAUAGGCGACCCGUUCUUGAAGCCACACUUCAGAGUCAAGCCAACAAACUGCCUAGAAUCGAAGAUUUCAAGUGGAGAGUGGAUGUGGCCAUUUCUACCAGCUCCUUGGCUCGUGCUUUGCAGCCAUCCAUUUUAAUGCAGAUGAAGCUUUCAGAUGGGACAGCACAUCGUUUUGAAGUACCCAUUGCAAAGUUUCAAGAACUAAGAUACAAUGUUGCCUUGAUCCUGAAGGAAAUGAAUGAUCUGGAGAAAAGAAAUGUUCUGAAGAUUCAAGACUGAAUUUCUGGUCAUUUAGCAGUACUUGAAGAGGCCAAGAGAGCCACAAAAAAGCAUAAAAUCAGGGCAUCUUGUUUUGUAAUUAUGUGUAUUGUAAUACAACCUGUCUGGUACCUGCUGUAAAUAUUUUUCAUUUUGUGUAUUGAAAGCUGCUGUUGGGAUUGUUUUCUUUGUUAUUUUUCUUCUAAUUCUACAUAUAAAUGAAAAUGGCCUUAUCCCUG